AUGGAGUACCUGUCUGCCCUGACUCGCAGUGGCUUGCUAAGGUCGGUAUCAAAUGUCAGCUCUGAGGUAAGCCGCAGAGUCUGGACACCUGCACCCCCACCUCCACGACCUUUCCGUGUCUGUGAUCACAAGCGAGCCACCAGGAAAGGCUUAACUGCAGCCACAUACCAAGAGCUGCUGGAAAAGGCAAUAGAGACCCUGACACUGAGAGGGGCAGUCACCCUGGUGCUGGAGGAGGAUGGGACCACCGUGGAGAAUGAGGACUUCUUCCAGAUGCUGGAGGAUGACACUUGCUUGAUGGCACUGGAGCCAGGACAGAAGUGGAGCCCCUCCAGGAGUGGGAUGCUGUCAUACGGCCUAGGCCGAGAGAAGCCUAAGAACAGCAAGGACAUUGCCAGCAUCACCUUUGACGUGUACAAGCAAAGCCCUCGAGAUCUCUUUGGCAGCCUGAACGUCAAAGCCACGUUUUAUGGGCUCUACUCCAUGAGCUGCGACUUUCAGGGACUCAGCCUCAAGAAAGUUCUCAGGGAGCUGCUGCGCUGGCUGUCCACACUGCUGCAGGGACUGGGCAGCGCGCUACUGGGCAUCUCCUCCACUCUGCGCCAUAUAGUAGAGGGGGUAGAGCAGCUGCAGAGGCAAAACCGCCUCCACCACCAAUACUGAGGGGCUGCCAAUAUCUGCUCUGGGCAUACCCCAGAGACACUCUCAGAACUGUGAGCAUGUUUGAAAUGGGAGUCCUCGAGUCAGAGCAGACAAGGGGGCUAAGUACUUCAGAAAGGGACUGGGUCAGCUGACCCCAUCAGCAAGGGCUUUGAUGAGUUGAAGAAUGCUGUCCAGCUUCCCACUUAUCCCGAAAGACCUCGGUCUGGUUCUUCACCCAUUUUCCCAAC
This is a messenger RNA of Suncus etruscus (white-toothed pygmy shrew), 890 nucleotides long. It is a transcript of the gene CIDEB, whose product is annotated as cell death inducing DFFA like effector b. Lineage: Eukaryota; Metazoa; Chordata; Mammalia; Eulipotyphla; Soricidae. The record is from RefSeq and is a predicted model, not a curated record. The coding region runs from base 1 to 663 and encodes 220 amino acids. The transcript has 5 exons. Gene Ontology annotation, biological process: regulation of apoptotic process; apoptotic process.